ACAAUGGUACAAACAUUACAACAGUACAAAUAAUAUAAGCCCGAGACAGUCUGCCACAUAAAUCAACACUACUAAAGGCUUUUGUACGUAAAUAGCGCAUACGUUUUGUUUAGCUUCUGUCAGCAGUAUGAACGAGAUGGAUAUUGAGGUCAGCGGUUUAAUUACGACUCAAGAGGAGAAACAGACGGGGAAUAAUAUGUUCCAGUUGCCAGCCAACAUUUUGUUAUCCCCACCCGCUGCCCGUGAAUGGUUCGGGAAGCGUAAGGAAACUGUUAGACCAUGGAUGGUUUUCAUCAACACAUCAAACUUCCAGGCCCCACGGAGCUUGCCGAGACUGACAAGGAGAAUUGUGAAGAACAUCGAGUAUUUUCAAAGCAAUUAUCUGUUUGUAUUCGUUGGUGUUGUCUUAUACUGCCUCAUUACAUCACCAUUGUUGUUGUUUGCUGUGGCAGCCAGCCUUGGAGCUGGUUAUAUCCUUCAUCUACGACAUGCUGAAGGGAAGAAGCUUACAUUGUUGUCACAUGAGAUACCACUGGCACAACAGUAUGGUGUUGUUGCCAUUUGUUCCCUGCCUGUUUUCUACUUGGCAGGAGCUGGCGCUGCCCUUUUUUGGGUGCUGGGUGCUUCCUUGGUAAUAAUUACUCUACACGCAGCUUGUUACAAUAUUGAUGCUGUGUUGAGUCAGGAUGAGAGCAGAUUUGACCUUGUAAUGGAAGAGGUCUGAUCAAAUAUGUAGCACAGUAUGUUCAUACACACUGUUUAUGUACAUUGAACAUAAUAUAAUUUAUGGAUACUAUUUCUGGUUACAGAAAAAUGUAAUAUUUUUUGAGCAUCUGAUUUUAUUUUAUAUAUACAUUUCAGUGUCAAUACAAAGAAUUUUCUACUAAUAUCGUAACAGGAUUUCCAGAGUUAUAUUGAUAUAGGAGGAGGAUGUGUAUUCAUAUAGAAUUGGACCGUAAAAAAACAUGUUAUGCAGAUGCUAAUUCUGACAGCAGUGGAUGAAUAGCUUAUGCAAAGCAGUGCACAGUGAUCAUCACAUCUUCAUGGACUAUCUAGAUCUAGCUAGAUAGAUAUAUCACUCACAUCUCAAAAAUAGGGUUGGAGAUGGGGGAGAAGAAGUAGUAUAGGGAAUUCUGCAGAACUGCAAAUUUGUGACAAUGAUAAUGUGACAGUGAGUCAGUCUUAAUUUUCCAGUGCUGCACACUGCUCAAAGAAAGAUCUUUGCAUUACCAUAGAAAUCUGAUUUUAUGUUGGAAUAAAUCUUUACCAAUAGUGACAUAUUAUUCUCAAACAAGCCCUGAGAAUAGAAAAAAUAGUAUUGGAACUAAUUAGAAAAUUUGAUUCAAUAGAUAAAAAAAUAUAAAGGUUGUACAUUUAACUUGAUUUCUCGUGCAUACAAACUUCACUCAGAAUAACAAAAUAUAAUAAAAUAACUAUCAUACUGUGAUUAUCAAAGGUUUAAAAAGUUAGAAAAACAUGAGAAGAGCUCCUGAUUUGUGUUUAUUACAAUGAAUGUCAUAAUACCUGUUCUGAAACAUGAGAUGGAUUUUUGUAGGGUGACAACAAAAGAAAUAUGAUCACAGAAUGAGCAGAACAGAUAAUCUCCCACUAUAUCUGGUUAAUAAAUGCAAAAUAUGAAUUUUAGGGAACGUGGAAUAAUGAACUGUGUGUUCAAACAGUGGAAAGUCCAGGAAGAAAUAAAAACAGUUUGGAAAGGAUAGAGUGAUACUCACUACAUAGAAGAUGUGUUGAGUUGCAGACAGACACAAAGAAAAAGACUGUAGACAGGCACAAAGAAAAUGAACGCUAGAAAUAUUUAGUUUUUGGACAACGUCCUCCUUCAGAAGUAGAAACACACACAUUCACACAAAAACUCACAUACACCCAGAGAUAGUGGCUCUGUGUGUGUGUGUGUGUGUGUGUGUGUGUGUGUGUUUUUGCUGUAUAAGUGGGUUGAGUCUUUGACCAAAAGCUGAAAUAUUUCUAGCUUUCUUUUUCAUUGACUCACUUCUUCCGCUAUGUGUGAGUAACAAUAUAUUUUUUCCAUAUUGUUGAACUGUGUAUUCAGAUUUUAUGGAUGACAGAUAAAAUGUUCGAUUAAAGAAAAGAAAUUACUGAAUGCAACUAAAAUGAACAGUAUUAUACUACAAGACAUUGUAGUUCCACAAAUAAGAAAAUUUUCUAUAGAGGCCACUGAUUGUGGUCCCAGAAGAUCACCUUGUGUGGUAAACAUAUUGAAAUAUAAGUUAUUCAAAAUGUUGUGCUGCAGUGGAAUACUGAAGAAAUUAUUUUAAUUUGUAAAAAGAAAUAAAAGGGGAGAUGGAAGAAACUGUAUUGAACAUUCAGGCUGCAUAAAGAACAUACGAGGUUGACUAGCUGAGGCACGCAGUAAUUGUGAAUCUUAUACUAGAGCAUUGAGCAAGGAAGAUAAGCAUAGCAAUGCGGAGGAGAUUAAUUCAUGGUAAUGAGAUCAGCAAAGAUAAGUCAUGAUGAAUGCAGUAAAAUAAAACAAUCAAUCAGUGAGAGUGGAAGAAUAGAGGACUGCACAGUAUUUUAUUAACAAUAAUAAACAUAAUCAUGCAGACGAGACACAUGUGCAUAUUAUUGUGAAUGAUGUACACAUUUCAGUGUUAGAACUGAACAUUAAAGGCAUUAAGAAAACAAUAGUAUGAGGUUGAUAUGGCUGGGCUUGCUGUAGCAACACUAAAACAUACAAUUUUGUAGGAAGUGGUAGUCAGUCUUCUUGUGAAAUAUCAUUAUUUUCACAUCAUUUUCAAUGCCAUUUUAUGGCAGUAAUGGGGAACACAAAAUGGAAAUAUUAAAAUCUGUUUUCUAUUCUUGCACCAUAUCAUACAAAGAUAGCAAAAAAUUCAAAUGUGCACAGUGGCUUGCAUAUCAAAUCAACAGAUAAAUAUUGUGAAGGUGAAUGAAUAAAAUAUAUAAACUUUAAAAAGCUAUACAUUACUAUUUUACAUUUUCAUAAGUCAAUACUUUUGGAAAUUCAUUUUCUCUGUGAUGUGAUAUAAAUUGUCAUGUGUCCAGAAAUUUUAUUUCAGAAUUCUAUUUUCCUUUUAAGAAGUCCAUGCUAUUAUUAAAAUAAGUUUAUCAAGCUUUUUUAACAUGUGUUUCUGAUAAUCAUGAUUGAUGAAACAUUGGUUUAUGUGAAACUCCUAAAAUCACUCAACUAAAAACUUGGAUAGACAGUCAAUACCUGUGAUAUUGUUGAAAUUGGUUUAAUAAAAUCCUAACCCAGUCAUACCUCCUGCAGUUCUCUGUAUAAAUUUAUAUUAGUUAAUGAAGAUGAGAUUAGACAUACAAUGACAUAUCAUGUGGCCAGUCAUUUCCCUCAGAAUCCUAAAGCUAUUUACAAAAUCUCAAAUGUGAAAAGACAAAUACAUUUUUUUUUUACCUGUGCUAAUUUAUUUUAUAAAUCGGAGUGCGUAAAAUGUAAAUAGGUUGCCCAAAUACAAUUCAAACCAUGUCUAUUUAUGAAGAUUUUGUAUAUAAAUUUUAUUUGUGUGCUGUGUAUUCUUUCAUAUAAAUAUUUUAAAAUAAAGUACCAUACUAACUUCC
Molecule: messenger RNA, 3573 nt
Organism: Schistocerca americana (American grasshopper)
Lineage: Eukaryota; Metazoa; Arthropoda; Insecta; Orthoptera; Acrididae
Product: prenylated Rab acceptor protein 1
Exons: 4
Coding region: 128-724 (198 amino acids)
Cellular component (GO): Golgi apparatus
Source: RefSeq, a predicted model, not a curated record